AACCCUCCUUGGUCUGAUCCUUCCCCACCAGGACAAACACUACCAGCGUCUCCCAUCGUCACGUGUCAGCUCUUUUCUUGCACGAAGCCCGGAGUAGACUUGGUACUAUUUAAUGUGAUAUUUCUCCAUCUUUUUUUGAACAACUGAGGCGCAGUGAUGGCAGAGCAUCUGUCCCAAAGCGAGCUGGACUACCCUUUUAAACUACUCGAGUACUUGAACGGCUUCAGGAUAUCAAAGGUGAUCUUCGCCGCCUGCGAGCUGGGCGUCUUCGAGCUCCUGAUGAAGUCGCCGGGGGCCCUCAGCGCUCAACAUGUAGCGCAGGCUCUGGACGCCAACGCGGAUGGCAUGGAGAGGCUGCUGGACGCCUUGGUGGGCAUUGAGAUCCUGGAGGUGGAGACAGCGGACGGGACAGCUCUUUACAGCAGCACUGACGUGGCCAACAUGUACUUGGCCAGAGGGGGCGUCAAGUCGCUCCACGAUAUGGUCAUCUACCAGUCGCAGACCAUCUACCCGCUGUGGAACAACAUGACCGACGCCGUCAGAGAGGGCAAGAAUCAAAACCAUAAGACCUUCGGCAUCCCGCCUGAGGAGGUGUUUGAGGCCAUUUACAGAUCGGAGGAGGAGACUCUAAAGUUCAUGGGUUUGAUGAACUCCUCCUGGAUUCUGGACGGGCAGGACGUUGUGACGGCAUUCAACCUCUCCGGCUUCCAGAAGAUAAUGGACCUCGGAGGAUGCACUGGCGCACUGGCCCGCGAACUGGCGAAGGCAUAUCCCUCGUCCUCCGUCACCGUCUUUGACUUCCUGGAGAUUGUGGAAAUAGCCAGAAAACAUUUCUUGCAGGAGAACGACACCUUCACCUUUGAGAGCGGAGAUUUCUUCCUUGGUGAAGUUCCUCCUGCUGACUUGUACGUUCUGGCCCGAAUUGUUCACGACUGGUCUGAGGAGAAAUGUCUGAGACUGCUGAAGAAGCUCUACCAUGCCUGCAAACCAGGCGGCGGCGUCCUGCUGGUGGAGGCCAUGCUGCUGGAGAAUCGGCGAGGCCCCAUCAUGACGCAGCUCUUCUCCCUCAACAUGCUGGUGCAGAUGGAGGGCCGGGAGCGCCCCCCCUCCCAGUACACCAUGAUACUCAACCAGAGCGGCUUCACCAACGUGCAGGUGUGUCGCACGGGCAAGUCCUACGACGCCAUCUUGGCCGUCAAAUGAAAAAAGAACAUGUCUAGGCAUACCUACCACAGGAUUUAGUUGUUCAUGAAACUAAAGACUGCACUCUAACCCUACAAUUACAUAAACAUAUAUGUAAUAAUUGCAGUGUGAUGUUUAUUAUUCAUGAUUUAACAUGUAUUAUUAAUAUUAUUUGACAAUAUUUUUCACAUUAUAUCACAAAAUCUAAAUAAAAUUAAAAUGUUUGGUAAUAGCAGUAAGGACACCAAAACACGAAUACAAAUAGACGGAGUAGACAUUGACAGGGUGGUGAACGACAACACAUUUCUAGGCGUUACAAUAGAUUCUAGGUUCCUAAAGUGGGGUACACGUACCCUCAGGGGUACGCUAAUUGUCAUAGGGGGUACGUGAAUAAAAACAAUUGGCGUCUAUCACUCACAAUUACGAGUGCACCUGAACGCCUCAGUCAUCGCAGAGAGAAGGAAGGAGACACGGCAUGAAGUUCUUCAUUGCUCUGUGUGAGGUAUAUGAAUAAGUAAGUAAAUUUCAUGAUUAUGUUGUGUUUAAAGAGUGUUUCAUCUUGAAGGUUUCAUUUAUAUCGGUGUUCCAAUCCCCGCACUGUGAAAACCUGUCAAAUGUAUGUGCGUGUCAGGAUGAGAGUGGAGAUUCCCCUGAAAAUUAGGCUUUAUCAUUGCUUGUAUGUAUUUUUUUUUUUACUUCAGAUACUGCUUUAUCGUGUUUCUUCAACUUCCCCUUUCAAUUUGGUAUGAAAUGGAUAUGCAGACUUAAAUCACAGCGAGUGCAAGUGGGAAAAAGUGAAGCUCAAGUUCAACCCAUUCAAACGGAGGGAUCCCAACAUCCGGCUGAAAUAAAAGAUAUGUAGGACGAAUACUUAGAUACUUUAUCUCUAAUUAAACUUUGACCACGCAAAAUAUACAUUUUUGAACCAGAAUUACUUACUAUAAAAUGAAUCAAUUAAUCAUGAUUUAAUAUUUAAAUUUAAUGAAAUAAAAACGGUUUAUGCUUUUUAAGUGUGCAGGAGUAGGGGCUACAUGGCUUCAAGUCAAAUAUCUGAAGGGGCACGUGACUGUGAAACGUUUGGGAACCACUGCAAUAGAUGAUAAAUGAGCUGGAAAUCUAAGAAAAAUAUACAAAUUAAGGUGCCAAGAAAUACUUCAAUACUGAACAUGGCAAAAUUGGUCCUGGACCAAAAAGCACUCCAUACUCUGUAUUGUUCCCUUGUGUUACCAUAUUUGAGUUAUUGUAUGGAGAUAUGGGGAAAUAACUACACAAGCACACUUUGCUCACUUACUGUACUACAAAAAAAGGUUACGAUAAUCAAGAAUGCUGGUUACAGAGAAUAAAUACCCAAACCCAUUAUUCCUAAAAUCACCGUAAUUAAAAUUGACUGAUCUGGCACAUUUUCAAGUAUCAUACAACUAGCCGUGAGCAGACUACAUUACAGUCGUGGCUGAUGACAUCAGAGCUAUUUGAUUGGACAAGGCAAUGGCGUCACAUUUGUCAUUUCCUAACUUUGGUAUGGUUGUAUAAUAAACAUGGUAUGGUUGUAUAAUAAACACACAGCAAAGUGCUCAAUCUUCUCAUUUUAGACGAAAUUUCCUUUGCGAUUUGUUGAAGGAAGAUGCAUGUUAGUUAACUUGAGGAAUAAAUAAAUGGGACACUGUGCCUUUAAAAUACAAGACGUGCUAUUGCCUGAGUAAAACAGGCUGUUACAUCAUGCACAAUCAGGAAGAAAAUGCAGCAAAUGUGUUCACUUGUUUAGUA
Dunckerocampus dactyliophorus (ringed pipefish) is the source of this 2946-nucleotide messenger RNA. It is a transcript of the gene asmt2, whose product is annotated as acetylserotonin O-methyltransferase 2. The transcript has 8 exons. The record is from RefSeq and is a predicted model, not a curated record. Gene Ontology annotation, molecular function: O-methyltransferase activity. Bases 157 to 1203 code for a protein of 348 amino acids. Lineage: Eukaryota; Metazoa; Chordata; Actinopteri; Syngnathiformes; Syngnathidae.